Messenger RNA from Penicillium maclennaniae, 738 nucleotides. RefSeq names its product methylthioribulose 1-phosphate dehydratase MDE1 (gene mde1). Bases 1 to 738 code for a protein of 245 amino acids. The record is from RefSeq and is a predicted model, not a curated record. The transcript is spliced from 3 exons. Lineage: Eukaryota; Fungi; Ascomycota; Eurotiomycetes; Eurotiales; Aspergillaceae. Gene Ontology annotation, molecular function: methylthioribulose 1-phosphate dehydratase activity; metal ion binding. Gene Ontology annotation, cellular component: cytoplasm.
AUGUGCGGUGAUGAACAUAAGGCCGUCGAGGCCACGACCAACAAUGACUAUCUCGUGCAGUCGGAUGAUCCCGAGCACCCGGCCAACCUCAUUCCGGAGAUGUGUCGUAAAUUCUACAACUGGGGCUGGGUUACCGGCACUGGUGGAGGGACAUCGAUUCGCCACGGCGAUCACAUCUUCCUUGCGCCCUCCGGUGUCCAAAAGGAACUCAUCAAGUCCGACAACAUCUUCGUCAUUCAAUGGCCCACUAAGAAAUACCCCGCCGAAGACCGCAACUAUAUCCGCAAACCCCUCGCACUGAAACCAUCCGCCUGCACCCCAUUGUUCCUCACGGCCUUCGAGCAGGGUGCUGGCUGUUGUAUCCACACUCACUCGCAGUGGGCAGUUCUGAUCACCCUGCUCGUUGAACGGGAAAUGGGCUCGGAAGCAUGCUUCGAGAUAAGCCACAUCGAGCAGAUCAAGGGUAUCCCUCGCGGCAAGGGCAAGGGCUACUUGGACUACCACGACACUCUGCGCAUCCCGAUCAUUGAAAACACCCCGUACGAGGAGGACCUGACAGAAGGUCUGGAGGCGGCGAUGAACAAGUACCCCGACACCUAUGCGGUGCUCGUGCGGAGACAUGGAAUCUAUGUCUGGGGCGACAACCCUGCCAAGGCCAAGACCCAGUGCGAGAGUCUGGAUUACAUCUUCCAGUUGGCCGUGGAAAUGCACAAGUUGGGUCUUCCUUGGAUUAAGUAG